Messenger RNA from Perkinsus marinus ATCC 50983, 226 nucleotides. RefSeq names its product phosphatidylserine synthase, putative. Gene Ontology annotation, biological process: phosphatidylserine biosynthetic process. The annotation marks the transcript as partial. The record is from RefSeq and is a predicted model, not a curated record. Gene Ontology annotation, molecular function: L-serine-phosphatidylethanolamine phosphatidyltransferase activity. The transcript is spliced from 2 exons. NCBI's taxonomy places the organism in Eukaryota, Perkinsozoa, Perkinsida, Perkinsidae.
ACCUAUCACAAAACCUAGUUCGUGGCCUUCCCUAUGUAGUAGCGUUGUAUUUGGUGGUGGGGCUCUUUGCAUUCCCCAGUGGUCCAUUUGUCCGACCCCAUCCUGCAGUGUGGAAAAUCGUCUUUGGUCUCAACUUCCUGUACUUGCUAGCAGUAGUAUGGGCGCUAUUCCUAACUCCUGAGCAACUCAGAAAUCUACUGCAUGGCUUAGAUCCCUCAAUGGGCGA